GGUGCAGGGUCCCCCCGUGCUGGGGCUGGCUCUGCCCGGCCCAGGGGCUGCGCUGUCAGCCCGGAGCCGCGUGGGGAUCGCUCGCUACCGGCAGGGCUGGCAGGGAAACCGGCAAUGGGGGGAGCACAGACGGGCAAUACGAGAGCUGGGCUGUUCCAGAAGCCUGGAGGUGUUGGGAGCAUGGACAGGGGGCACCCAUGGAUACCCCGGGACCCUGAAACAGGGACCCCGGACAGUGCUGACCCCUGGGACGCCUGUGAUGCCAAAGUGGUGAGCCCAGAGAAGGGGAACCUGUGGCAUUGCCAGGAGCCCCAGCAGCCCAGAGAGGGGGAGCACCAAUGCAAACUUGACCCGCAGCAACCCAGACAGGGUGGGGGUCUCCAGGAGCCCAAAGUGGAGAGGCCAGAAAGGGGAAACUCAGGGUUUGGGUUUUGCUGAAUCUUGGUUUUUAAUAUAUUUUGGGGGUCUAAAUCUUGCUGUUUUCGAGGCUUUAAUGGUUACCAGAUGACCGGUGACUUUUAGAGAUGGACUUGGGCAGUAGGACUCCCCUGACCCAAUGUGCCCAUACAUUGUUUUCCCCAAUCCAGGACUUCUUAUUCCCAAAGCUUGGCUGGAUGGAGAGGGAGGCUGCAAGAAAGAGGAAGAUUCCCCGGGUCACCCAGGCAGACAAGGAGCUGAGGAUGGAGAGCAGGGAGGACAAAUCCCCACGGCAGAACCUCAUGGAAGAGACCAUUUUGAGCAACUCCAGGGCACAGGAAUCCAACGGGGAGGAAAAGCCCUGGAGAUCCCACAGGAGGAGGGGCUGCAAACCCAGCCCAGGGUGCUCCGAGGAGAAAAGACCCACCCUGUGCCAGGAAGGUGGACAGAGCUCCAGCCAGAGCUCAGAGCUGGAAGUCCAUGAGCAGGUUCACCAUGGGGAGAAGCCCUACAAGUGCUUGGAGUGUGGGAAGAGCUUCAGGCAGAGCAACACCCUGAUCUGCCACCAGAUGAUCCACACUGGGGAAUGGCCCUACGAGUGUGGGGAGUGUGGGAAGGGCUUCAGCUGCAGCUCCAAACUUGUCAUCCACCAGCGCAUCCACACUGGGGAGAGGCCCUACAAGUGUCCCCAGUGUGGGAAGAGCUUUACCCGGAGCUCUGCCUUGACCAAACACCAACGGAGGCACCAGUGAGGGAAGCCCUGCGAGUGCCCCAACUGCAGGAGGAGCUUUGUGCACCGCUCCAGCUUCAUCCCCCAUUGAAGAACCCACAUUGGGAAGAGCCCUGGUGAUCCCUGUUCCCUGUGAUCCAUGCUGGGAAGACACCUGUACCUUCUCCUGCCCCUGCCAAUGACCUGAUGUGGGAUUGAAGAACAUGAGGGUCUGGCCAUGGCCCUGUCAUUACAUUCACAACUAUCUCAGGUCAUUGCCAGGGGCAGGAAAGGGACCCUCUCUCUCUCUCCCUGAGUAGAAGGGUGUCCUUUCACGGCAGGAGGAAAUACAUGGCCGGGAAGGGACAGUCACUGAUGUUGAAAUUUUCCCUGUAAAUAGUUUUUCUUAUCCCUUCUGUUGUCAGUAUUGUUUCUGUUCCUGUUUGUUCUUUAUCUCGUUGCUGUUCCCAGUAAAUUGUUCUUAUCCCA
Taeniopygia guttata (zebra finch) is the source of this 1615-nucleotide messenger RNA. The record is from RefSeq and is a predicted model, not a curated record. NCBI's taxonomy places the organism in Eukaryota, Metazoa, Chordata, Aves, Passeriformes, Estrildidae.